Molecule: messenger RNA, 1426 nt
Organism: Schistocerca serialis cubense
Lineage: Eukaryota; Metazoa; Arthropoda; Insecta; Orthoptera; Acrididae
Product: protein Wnt-1-like
Exons: 5
Coding region: 11-1417 (468 amino acids)
Biological process (GO): canonical Wnt signaling pathway; multicellular organism development; neuron differentiation
Cellular component (GO): extracellular region
Molecular function (GO): frizzled binding; cytokine activity
Source: RefSeq, a predicted model, not a curated record
CUGAGCCGCCAUGAGGUGGAGCCGGCUGCUGCUGCUGCCGCUGCCACUGUCGCUGCUGUGCCUUCUGGCCGCCGCCGCAGCCGCCGACGCGCAGUCCACGUCCGCGCUGUCGACGCCGUCCGCCCCCGCGUCGCCCACGACACCCACCGUCACCGCUACCACUGCCGCCCCCGCAGGCCUGCGGGGACACCGGCGAGGAGGCGCCAACCGGAGACCGCGCAACGGGAACAGCGGGCACCACAACAACAGCCACGCCAACGGCAGCAACAACAACAACCACCGGGGAGGCACCGAGAGGCGGCAGCGACACCGCAAGGGAGGCGGAGGCCGCGGUCGCGGCUCCAAGUGGUGGGGGAUCGCCAAGAUCGGGGAGCCGACGAACCUGCUGCCGCUGCCGCCGGGGCGCGCCAAGGCGCUGGACCCCAUCAUCCACGCGACGCUGCGGCGGCGCCAGCGCCGGCUGGUGCUGGACAACCAGGGCGUGCUGAUGGCCGUCGUCAAGGGCGCCAAGCAGGCCAUCCUCGAGUGCCAGUACCAGUUCCGCAACCGCCGCUGGAACUGCUCCACGCGAAACUUCGUCCGCGGCAAGAACCUCUUCGGCAAGAUCGUCGACAGGGGCUGCCGGGAGACGGCGUUCAUCUACGCCAUCACGAGCGCCGGCGUGACGCACGCGAUAGCGCGCGCCUGCUCCGAGGGCAGCGUGUCGGCCUGCUCGUGCGACCACAGCUACGCGCACCGCGCGCACGCCCACGCCAAGCACCCUCUGCCCGGCACCGCCGCGGCGGCCGACUGGGAGUGGGGCGGCUGCUCCGACAACAUCGACUACGGCUUCAAGUUCUCCCGCGAGUUCGUCGACACGGGCGAGCGCGGACGCUCCCUCCGGGAGAAGAUGAAUCUUCACAACAAUGAGGCGGGCCGAGCGCACGUGGUGUCGGAGAUGCGGCGCGAGUGCAAGUGCCACGGCAUGUCGGGCUCGUGCACGAUCCGCACGUGCUGGAUGCGGCUGCCCAGCUUCCGCGUCGUGGGCGACAACCUGAAGGACCGCUUCGACGGCGCGUCGCGCGUCAUGCUGAGCAACGCGGCUGCGCCGGGCGGCGGCAAGCGCAGCCGCUACAACCUGCAGCUGCGGCCCUACAACCCAGACCACAAGCCGCCCGGCGUCAAGGACCUGGUGUACCUGGAGCCGUCGCCGGGCUUCUGCGAGCGCAACCCGCGCCUCGGCAUCCAGGGCACGCACGGCCGCCAGUGCAACGACACCUCCAUCGGCGUCGACGGCUGUGACCUCAUGUGCUGCGGGCGCGGCUACCGCACGCAGGAAAUCACCGUCGUCGAGCGCUGCGCGUGCACUUUCCACUGGUGCUGCGAGGUCAAGUGCAAGCUCUGCCGCACCGUCAAGACCAUCCACACGUGUCUCUAGGCGGCUCCC